AGGCGAGUUUAGGGGGAGGUGAGCAACAAAAUGGUAGGGUUUAAAGAUCAGUUAAGCCCCCCCUCCUCCCUGCAGCGGGUGGUAUAUAACAUGGGGCAACAUGCUGCUCCCGCAUUAUAUGUUGGAAGUCUGGUCGGGAGAUAGAAUGAAAAGGGUCUUACCAAUACAUUAGAAAGAGAAAUCAUGACGCUGUUUUUCCUGUUACUGUUGCUAGCCAGUUCCAGUGCUGCUCUUCCCCUGGAUAACGCGAGCCAAGAUGACAUCCUCCCAACGCCUUCUGAAGGCCUUGCUAUAUUGCCAACUCCAACAGGGGCAAAGUCGCGGUUUGCCAUGUUAGACGACGUCCGCCUUCUUGCAAAUGGCCUCCUUCAGCUGGGCCAGAGCUUACGGGAAUUUGUGCACAAGACCAAGAACCAAAUCAAUGACAUCUUCCAAAAACUGAAUAUUUUUGACAGGUCAUUUUACCAGCUUUCAGUGGUCACAUCAGAAAUCAAGGAGGAAGAGGAAGAACUGAAGAGGACAACUGGUGUAUUGAAAACAAACAACGAGGAGAUCAAGAACCUGUCUUUGGAAAUCAAUUCAAAGAUCAAUAACAUUGUGCAGGAGCGUGAACAGCUACAGAGCAAGGUGGGAAGUCUUGAGGAGAGGUUGAAGGGGCUGUCGGAACAUAAGCUCCAUCCUGACCAGCUCAAAGAAAUUACAGCACUCAAGGAGAUGAUUGAAACUCAGGAGAAAACAAUCACAAGUCUACUGAAAGCUGUGCAUGAACAGCAUGAACAGCUUGACCAUCAGAAAAUCCAAAUCAAGAAUAUGGAGGAAAAGCUCAACUAUGACAAUUUCCAAGACACAGUCGAUAAAGCAAUGGAUUUGGAGUCGACAUCUCCAGACAUAUUUGAGUAUCUGACAAGAAAUGGAUCUGACUUAGAUGAAAACGAUGUGCCUGUUGACUGCACUGAUUUAUUUGAAAGAAAAGUGAACAGAAGUGGAAUAUACACCAUCAAGCCAAAACAAUCUGAGCCUUUCAACGUUUACUGUGAAAUGGGUUCUGAUGGAGGUUCAACUGUGAUCCAACGCAGGAUUGAUGGUUCAGUGGAUUUUGACCAGACAUGGGAAAAGUACGAAAAGGGUUUCGGAGAUCUGGAAAAGGACUUCUGGUUGGGUCUGAAGAAGAUCCACAGUAUAAUACAACAAGGAUUGUACAUCUUGAAAAUUGAUCUGGAGGACUGGAAGGAGGAAAAACACUGGGCUGAGUACCACUUCUCAUUGGACGACGCCACUGAGCAUUAUGCACUCCAUCUUCGCCACUUCUCCGGUGACCUGGUUGAUGCCAUGGGCAACAGUUCCGGCGUGCGAUUUUCCACCAAAGACCGAAAUAAUGGCAAUCCACAAGUUUCUCACUGUGCACGCAAUUACACAGGUGGUUGGUGGUUUACGGCAUGUGGAGAGAACAACCUUAAUGGAAGGUAUCUGUGGGUUCGAGCGAAGGGACGUCCUGCAAGAAGAAGGGGUAUUCCCUGGAAACCUGGCAACACAUCAGCGUAUUCCCUCAAGAUGACCAAAUUCUCCAUCCGACCAGCCACAACUGCUGAAGGUUUCAACUGAAACUGACAUCCAUAACAACUCUGACAACACUACUGGCAUUUUUUCAUCAACCACAAAUGUACAUCACACAAACAUAACACAAAAUGCUUGUCAAUAAUGUUAGAUUUUUGUUGCGCUGUAUCAUGGAAAACAAGAUUUUGGAGGAGGCUGUUAUAGCACACCAAACAAAACGGAUGAUGAUGAAAUUAAAAUCCUCCAUUUUUUUUUCAUAAAUCGACAGCACCUUGUAAUGUGGUGUGCCCUGAAUAGAUGGAUUUAACUCAAAUUUCUUUCUAUUAUGUUUGCGCUCUCAUUCACAUGUGCACCUCUUCGCUAGCAGGUGGUUGUUUUCGUCAUGCCGGAACGACUUCCUCCUUCCAUGUCUAAGAAUCAUGGGAAUUGUAGUCCUUCUAGUCUAAGCAGAGCAAAUUCUAGCGGUGCAUUUUCAAUGUUACGAUAUGCGACAAUAUCCUCUGUGAGACUGAGAAGUAAACAUUAAGUUAAAUUCCA
Messenger RNA from Hippocampus zosterae (dwarf seahorse), 2091 nucleotides. RefSeq names its product angiopoietin-like 3 (gene angptl3). The transcript has 7 exons. Bases 184 to 1602 code for a protein of 472 amino acids. Lineage: Eukaryota; Metazoa; Chordata; Actinopteri; Syngnathiformes; Syngnathidae. Gene Ontology annotation, biological process: triglyceride homeostasis; cholesterol homeostasis; phospholipid catabolic process. The record is from RefSeq and is a predicted model, not a curated record.